Molecule: messenger RNA, 483 nt
Organism: Plasmodium adleri (nom. inval.)
Lineage: Eukaryota; Apicomplexa; Aconoidasida; Haemosporida; Plasmodiidae
Product: Plasmodium exported protein (hyp10), unknown function
Exons: 2
Coding region: 1-483 (160 amino acids)
Source: RefSeq, a predicted model, not a curated record
AUGUCUUGUAAUUAUUUUAAAUUAUCUUUGUUUUCUAUUCUACUUUGUAUAUUAGUAUAUACAAAUAAGUUCUCCCGUGAAAAUAUAUGUUAUAAUAAAACAAAUACGGUUGAUAUUAUAAAUGCAACACCUAGGAUAUUACUAGCCAAAGCACAAGAAACAGAUAUAUUCAAGACACAUUCAGGAGAAAAUGCAUUAACAUACCCAACAGUUACUAAAUUAGAGGAAAAUGUUACAGAAUAUCAUAAAACAUCAUCUUAUUGUACAUUAAAUAAUGAAAUUCUAGAAGAACAUGAUAAUCAAACAGAACAGGUAGAAUUGGGAAAUGAGAAUAAUAAUAAAUCAGAUUUACAGAAAUCACGUAAAAAAUCACCUUGCAAAGGAAUGAAAAAAAUUGGAAAAAUAUUUAUAUUAAUAGGUUUACCAUUUUUGUUGGUAUUAUAUAUCCCAUAUUACGCACAUAAAAAAAUAAAAAAAAUUUAA